Molecule: messenger RNA, 1530 nt
Organism: Trichoplusia ni (cabbage looper)
Lineage: Eukaryota; Metazoa; Arthropoda; Insecta; Lepidoptera; Noctuidae
Exons: 2
Coding region: 1-1530 (509 amino acids)
Source: RefSeq, a predicted model, not a curated record
AUGUUGACACGACUUCAAGCUAGAGCAGCACGCCUUCCAUCCCCGGACUCGUCGCCGAGCUCCGCCUCGCAGCUGCCGCCGGACCGAGGUUCAGCGACGGCAGUUGCAGUCGCGUCGAGCUCCAGCGACGAGUACUACUCCCCGCCGACGUCGCCAACACCUGUACAUCGGCAGGGGAGGCGCCGGCCGCCGAGUAGCUUGGCGCCCUCAGGCCAACCGGCCUCGAACAGGGCUCCCGCUCCCGGUGGUGUAGUGCAGCGCAUGAAGUGGACUCGACCCAUGAACGAGAAUGUCAUGCGCGCCUACUAUGGGGCGACAGGGGGAGGAACUAACCUCACCGCGUACCGUGCAAGAAUGCUCUCUCUGUUUCAGGCCCUUGAACCGGACGUUGACGUAUCGGCACAGCGAUUAUCGGAUCAGGUGCGGGUCAUCCAACGUAAUCGCAGGUUGGAUGACGCGACGCUUGAUCGAUUGCGUUCUGAGGUGCGGAUUAGCCCUAUCGUCAGUGCCCCGUCACUAACGGUAGUGCCAGUGCAUGGCACGCCGCCUACCAACUUUGAUGGGGAACAUGACGACGGUGCUAUAACUGUAAGUACCCAGUGCAAUGAUCUUAUAAGGAGUACUUUGGAGGAUGUGAUUCGAGAAUAUCGGACUUCCCCUCCGGGACUUAGGCCCCGAGUACCUCGUUUGCCCAUGCAUAAUAAAAAUAAGGCCAUAAUGGGUGUCCUAGAUUCACUGCUCCCAACCUAUUUUGAGAGCAGUGUAGACCUCACCGACACGCACUCGAUCUUGUACUGUGCGGCUCUAACGGCAUGUCGUGUAGCUAAUGUUGCAAUAAGACCAAAUAACAACGCUACACGACCAAAACCAGCCGUUCCAGCUUGGCAGUGCAGGAUCGAGCAGCGUAUUGCGGGAGCUAGGACACUCAUUGCAAAAUUAAAAACCUUCAAAGAGGGUAAUUCUAGACCGAGAGUGAUGCGCUUUGUAAAGCGGGCAUUCGCUGGGACUAAUAUUAGUCCCAGUGAAUACUUUUCUCGUGUUACAGAGCGCAUCGACUUUUACAAACAAAAAGUAUAUGCAUGGGCAAACCGUAUUCGACGGUAUAAGUGUCGGGUGGAGCGAUAUCACUUGAAUCGCAUGUUCCAAAAAGAUGAAAGAUGGGUAUACAGAACAUGGGAGCGACCUGGACUAGGUGUGGAUGAUGGGAGCCUACCGGAUGAUGAUGCCACUAAGUCAUUUUGGCGCAGCAUUUGGUCGGAGCCUGUCAGUCACGCUGAAUGCGAUUGGAUGAGAGAGGUCGAACAAUCAUGUGAGCAUAUACAAGAAAUGGGGGCAAUAACUAUCAGCCCCCAAGAUGUAGCAACUGCGACCCGUUCGCUGUCCAAUUGGAAAGCCCCUGGACCGGACGGAUUGCAGAACUACUGGCUUAAGUGGCUACGGAGCUCGCAUGAUUAUCUGGCAUCUCAAUUCCAAUCUGUCAUAGAGUCAGGAAAGCUCCCAUUGUUCUUUACUACAGGUUCGUCGCUCUAA